ACUUGAUUCUCAUUGGACUUUCGUUGGCAAACUGAUCAAAAUCUCGACCAACGGUUCCUCAGAGGUCUCAAGUUCAAAACUUUUUCUCUCUGGGUCCUUACUUCUACCUUGGAACAACUGAGUACCGAUCUUAUCUUUAAAUUUCACGGCGAAGGAUUAGAAAUAAAGAAAUUACCUUUCUUUAACUAAAAAUCAAGCCAGAGAUGCUUAGCUUGCAGUGUCUUCCUCCUUUCUUCAUCUCCGUCCCAAAUCGGAGCACCAAUUCUUGCUCCACGGCUCCACUUCGUGCGGUCAGUGACUUCGCUGCUUCUCCGUCGACCUCAAUCUCUCGCCGUCUUAUCCUUCUCCGUCACGCUCACAGUUCCUGGGAUGAUCUUUCCCUCAGAGACCAUGAUCGUCCUCUAAGUAAAACCGGAGAAGCAGAUGCUGCCAAAGUAGCUCAAAUCCUCUCCUCACUCGGUUGGCUUCCCCAACUUAUUCUCUCAAGCGACGCCACUCGGACUAGAGAGACACUGAAGUCGAUGCAGGCUCAAGUAGAUGGGUUUAUGGAGGCAAAUGUACAUUUCAUUCCUAGCUUUUACUCCAUUGCUGCUAUGGAUGGCCAAACAGCCGAGCAUCUUCAAAACAUUAUCUCCAAAUAUUCAACCCCUGAUAUCUCCACUAUCAUGUGUAUGGGGCAUAAUAAGGGUUGGGAAGAAGCAGCUUCCAUGCUCUCUGGAGCUUCUAUUAAGUUGAAAACAUGCAAUGCUGCUUUGCUUCAGGCUUUUGGCAACUCCUGGGAAGAAGUUUGUUGAUUCAAUCCUUUUUUCAGAUAUGCAUGAGCUCGCUUUUUCUUUGAUUUGGAGCUAAUUCUUUCUUUUGGCCAUCACAGGCUUUUGCGCUGUCCGGGCCUGGUGGAUGGAAACUUGAGGGUCUAGUGGCUCCAGAUAGUAGCAUCUUUGUGUAAGAGAAUGGAACAUUACAAAGCUUCAAUUUUUAGCUUUUUCCAUGGUUGCAACUUUUGCUCCUACAGUAUGUCAUUCUUCAACUUCAUGUCUGUUGCAUAAUAUAUAUAAAAAGGUUGCAACGUCUCAUCCUUAUGUGCAUAAUUAAGCUCAGUUUUUAGCUACUGAAACAGAUGAGUAAAUCAAGAGUAGAUUGCGUCUCUUUAUUGUUUGUUUACCUUAUUAAUGUAAGAUCCUAGCAUCAGGGAUAUGUUCAAAUGCAAUCACACUAUUUGAAUAAAUUGUGGAUUUUGCAUUGGUG
Arabidopsis thaliana (thale cress) is the source of this 1245-nucleotide messenger RNA. Its product is annotated as Phosphoglycerate mutase family protein. Gene Ontology annotation, cellular component: chloroplast. The record is from RefSeq and is marked reviewed. Lineage: Eukaryota; Viridiplantae; Streptophyta; Magnoliopsida; Brassicales; Brassicaceae. The transcript is spliced from 4 exons. Bases 204 to 794 code for a protein of 196 amino acids.